CGGCGCGCCUGCGCGGUGGGCGCUGGCGGUGCGGCGCGGCGGGCCGGAGGCGGCAGGCAGCGAUGGAGCCGGGAUACGGCGGUUAUGGCACCUGGAACGCUGGAGCCGCCAACGCUCAAGGUACCUACGCGACGAACGCGACGAGUUGGCAAGCAGGCUAUGAAGGCUACGACUACUACAACACCCAAACCACCGCCGCCAACACGGCAGCCUCCUACAAUUAUGCUGCUGCCAGCUCCAGCAGCUGGGACGCCCCCAAGACAUCAGAGCUGAGCCUCAAUGCCGACGUGGGCAGUGCCAUGGCCGUGCCCUCCUACGGCACCGAGGCGGCAGCCAACGAGAACUCUGACUCCAUCAUCGCCAAGAUCAACCAGCGCCUGGACAUGCUGUCCAAGGAGGGCAGCGGCGGCGCCGGCGAGGGCAUGGAUGACCAAGAGAGCUCCUUCCGCUUCGAAUCCUUCGACUCCUACGACUCCAGGUCCUCCCUGGGCGACCGCGACCUGUACCGCUCAGGCUACGACUACGGCGAGGGCGGCUCGGAGCGCUCCGACUCCUUCGGCCAGUUCGACUCCCGCCGCGACCAGGCCCGGCCGCGCGCCGCCAGCUACGGCCUGCUCCGCGCCCGCGCCCAGAGCCGCCUGCAGCCCCGCGGCCGCCUCAACACCGCCUUCAGCCGCCCGGAGCCCUUCAUGGCCUCCUCCAACUCCGAGCGGCUCUCGACACGCUGGAACGACCUGAACUACAUGGGGGGAGGGCGCGGGAUGGGGAGCGCCGGCUCCGGCCGCCUGCCCUCUCUCUUCUCCCAAGCCCUGGUUCCUGACUACGGCGACUACGGAGACUACGGCGACUACGGCGACUAUGGGGACUACGGCGACUACGGAGACUAUGGAGACUACGGCGACUACGGAGACUACGGCAUGAUGGGGAUGUCGGGCAUGGGCAUGGGGCGCUACGGGAACAUGCCCUUCGGCAUGGGCAGGCAACGCAACAGGGACAGGAUGGGCACCGCGCCCUGGCAGAUGAACACCAUGGCGCCCAAGAGAAGAGGCUUCCGGAACCGCUCCGGUGGCCGCGCGGAGGCCGAGGGCGGAGGCCGCAAGCGGAAGCAGUCGCAGAGCGGUGAUGAACCUGAGAGCAAACAGGCCAAGAGUGACAGCGAGGGGGAGGACACCGAGAAUGCAGAUGAUGGUGAAGGAGAGGACAAGUCUGGAGAUGAAGCUGACAAAGCCUCUGGAGAUGGCUGUGAGGAUGAUGAUGAGGAGAUGAAGAAGAAGAGGGAGAAGCAGCGGAGAAGAGAUCGGAUGCGCGACCGUGCCAUGGACAGGAUCCAGUUUGCCUGCUCCGUCUGCAAGUUCCGCAGCUUCGAGGAGGAGGAGAUCCAGAAGCACCUCCAGAGCAAGUUCCACAAGGAGACCUUGCGCUACAUUGGCACCAAGCUGCCCGACAAGACCGUGGAGUUCCUGCAGGAGUACAUCGUCAACAGGAACAAGAAGAUCGAGAAGCGGCGCCAGGAGCUGACGGAGAAGGAGGGCACCAAGCAGAAACCAGACCCCUUCAAGGGCAUUGGGCAGGAGCACUUCUUCAAGAAGAUCGAGGCUGCUCACUGCAUGGCCUGUGACAUGCUGAUCCCUGCCCAGAGCCACCUGCUCCAGAGGCACCUCCGCUCCGCCGACCACAACCGCAACCGCAGGAUGGCUGCAGAGCAGUUCAAGAAGACCAGCCUGCACGUGGCCAAGAGUGUCCUCAACAACAAACACAUCGUGAAGAUGCUGGAGAAAUACCUCAAGAGGCCCUCCCGGGCGCGCGGGGAUCCGUGCGGCGGCCAAGCCGGAAGCAUCGGGACCUAGCCAGAGGAGCUCCCCAAGUUCUCCAAAGCCACCCGUGGAGGUGUGGCCUUUGGAAAGGUGUUGGGGGACACCCGCCAGGAUCUCCCCCUCCCCCCCUCCCCCCUCAAGAAGUGCAGGGGGAAGCAGCACCUUGGGUCGGGAAGUCACCGCUUGAAUCCCAACGGGAUCGGAUCCGCCGGGAGCGGCUCUGGGAGGGAGGAAUUUUGUCCCCGUGGAGCUCUGUGGAGCUCGACCAAGAGGUGGUUGCAUCCCAUUCCCAAAUCCUCCUUAGUCCCUGCACCCCUUUUCCCUCCUCAUCCCUUGGGAAGUGGCAGAGACCACCCCGGCCGAUCGACGGAGCAAGCAGGAGAGGUGAGGGUAGGGUUGGUUUUAAUCCCAAAGCAGCCUUUGGAAGGCCAGGAAGAAGCCUUGGAACUGCAGAGGAUUGGGUGGGAUCCGUGCGGGAUCCGUCCGGGGUUGUCCGCGCGGUUCCGGAGGCGGCAUCCGAGGGAAGGUCUCAAACCUCCCUCUGCCGAGCGAAGAGGAGAGAGCAAAAAACACCCUGAAGCUCUUUGGCUCUGGGAAUCCAGGAAUGGUCCCAGGAUCCAGCAGGAGAAGUCCUUGGUUGCCCAUCCCAGCAGACACAAGGGCAGGCAGAUGCCUUCACCCUUCCCACGCGGCGGGGAGCAGAGUUUUGUCCCCUCCUCCCUUUUUUGUCCCACCAACGUCACCUGCUUUAGGCUUUCGUUUUUGCCUGCCCAAGCUGUGCCAAAAAUCUGAGCCAAAUCAGUCAAAAACCCAAACAAAACCCCAGCCAAAGCACAAAUCCUGGGAUUCCACCCCUGGUGGGGGCCAGAGAACUUUGGAGCCGGGAGCCUCAUCCCUCCACCCGGCCUCUCAUACACGUUGAGCAAGAGGGGUGAACCCCCUGCGGUACCCCACGGGGAGAGCAGCGAGGUGCAAACCUCCAGCAGCUCUUUACUAAAAGCAAAACCAUCAAAACUUCUAAAUCCCCUAAAAAAAAAACCAAAACCAAAACCAAACCAAAACCAACCUAAAAUAACCCCAAAAACAAACAAACAAACCCAACCCCCCAGGCUGGGAACCACUCAAGUGCAACUCCAUCUACCCC
This is a messenger RNA of Pogoniulus pusillus (Red-fronted tinkerbird), 2958 nucleotides long. RefSeq names its product A-kinase anchor protein 8-like. NCBI's taxonomy places the organism in Eukaryota, Metazoa, Chordata, Aves, Piciformes, Lybiidae. Bases 63 to 1847 code for a protein of 594 amino acids. Gene Ontology annotation, molecular function: protein kinase A regulatory subunit binding; DNA binding. Gene Ontology annotation, cellular component: nuclear matrix; nucleus. The transcript is spliced from 13 exons. The record is from RefSeq and is a predicted model, not a curated record.